Drechmeria coniospora is the source of this 1449-nucleotide messenger RNA. RefSeq lists its product as uncharacterized. Gene Ontology annotation, biological process: transcription-coupled nucleotide-excision repair; proteasome-mediated ubiquitin-dependent protein catabolic process; protein polyubiquitination. Lineage: Eukaryota; Fungi; Ascomycota; Sordariomycetes; Hypocreales; Ophiocordycipitaceae. The record is from RefSeq and is a predicted model, not a curated record. Gene Ontology annotation, cellular component: Cul4A-RING E3 ubiquitin ligase complex; nucleotide-excision repair complex. The transcript has a single exon. Bases 1 to 1449 code for a protein of 482 amino acids. Gene Ontology annotation, molecular function: protein binding.
AUGCAGACUCGCCUCCUCUUCCGUGAAACGGGCGACAUCGACAGUCGAGACUUUUCAAGGGCAGUUGCCUUCGACCUCGUUCGUUCGUUCGCACCCGCACCGCAGCAUCGAUUCCACGGCGAACGGCCGCUCCCCUCCGCGCCCAAUGGGUCGCAUGCAGAGGAUGCAGCUCUCUCGGCUCGUGCCCACGCCGCUGGCGUCAGCAGCAUCGCCCUCGAAAAGUUCGACGGUCGCAUUCUCCUCUCCGGCGGUGCCGAAGGCUCCAUCAAGAUAUGGGACCUCGAGGAGAGCGGCAAUCCGCAUGCGGGCCACACCUUUCGGCCCGUGAGCUCCAUUGCGCGGCCCGCGAGAGAUGGUCCGGGCCCCGGCCACAGUCACGGCGUCACCCACCUCGCCUUCUACCCCUUCGAUCCGGAUGCCUUCCUCUCGAGCUCGUACGACAAGUCGCUGAAGCUCUGGUCCACCCAGCGAGCGGCUCUCUCCGCCGAGUUUGACCUCAACGCAACGAUAUAUUCCCACUCGACGAGCCCCAUCGCCGACCACGUUCUCGUCGCCUGCGCGACCCAGCACUCGAACGUGCGCCUCGUCGACCUGAGGUCGGGCUCGGCCGUCCAAGCCCUCGUGGCGCACGGUGGUCCCGUGCUCUGCACCGCAUGGAGUCCGCGUCACGAACACGUCCUCGUCAGCGGCCAUGCGGAUGGCAAGGCCUGCGUCUGGGACGUACGGCGCGCCGGUGGCGUCCUGGCCCAGCUCGACCAGGAGGAUUCCCUCGGCAUCGUCCAUCGCUUCCGCCACGCCGCCGCAGCCGGCCUGGACUGGAGCCGGAUGGCACAUUUCCGCGCCUCUGCGCGUGCCCACGAUGACGCCGUCAAUGGGCUCGAGUGGACCGACGACGGCAGGUACAUCGUGUCGGCCGGCCUCGACAGACGGAUCCGGGUCUGGGACGCGGCGACGGGGGCCAACACGCUCGCAAACUUUGGUUCGCUCAUCCAGAACCAGCACGUCAAGACAGCCAACAUGCUCGCGACGCCCUCGGGUCUCCUGAGCAAACGUGAGCUGCUCGUCUGGGCCAAUGACCGGGAGAUCCUCCUGCUCGACUUGCACGACGGGACCAUCGUCGGUCGGCUUCGCAGCCCUGGUGCGGCGAAUCCGCUCGGCCCACGCGGCGGAGAUGCGGCGAAGAGCCGGAUCGCAGCCAUUGCAUGGCGCGGCGCUGGCGGCGGCGGCCGACAGCUCGGCCCCGUCAUGGGCGGAGGAAACUCUGUAGGCGCCAUCUACAGCGCUCACCUCGACGGGCAGAUUCGUGCUUGGAUGCCCCGGAUUCCAGGACCGGACGACGUGGAGGAGACGAACGAGGCGGAAGAGGACGACAAGGUUCGACGGAAGAAGCGAAAGGCGGUUGACGAUGCGUAUAGGAGUUUGAUGGGGAAGCAGAUCACCUUCACCUGA